Molecule: messenger RNA, 1944 nt
Organism: Arxiozyma heterogenica
Lineage: Eukaryota; Fungi; Ascomycota; Saccharomycetes; Saccharomycetales; Saccharomycetaceae
Gene: TFB1
Product: TFIIH/NER complex subunit TFB1
Exons: 1
Coding region: 1-1944 (647 amino acids)
Biological process (GO): transcription by RNA polymerase I; transcription by RNA polymerase II; nucleotide-excision repair
Cellular component (GO): transcription factor TFIIH core complex; transcription factor TFIIH holo complex
Source: RefSeq, a predicted model, not a curated record
AUGUCACAUUCAGGUGCUGCUACUUUCAAAAAAGUCUCUGGUAUAAUCACAAUAAAUGAAGAUGUAUCACCUGCACAACUGAUAUGGAGGUCUACUACUGGAGACAAAACACAUACUAUAUCUUUAGAAACAAUAGAUAAAUUACAGGCUACGCCACCUAAAAGUGAAAAGAUGAUGUUAAGACUGAUUGCAAAAUUGGAUCCAGAUGAGGUUGCUGCUUCAAUGGCUAAAAAAAUUAAGGAUAAUGAUGGUAAUGAAAUACCUGCACCUCCUCCUAAGCCUGUUUCUCAUAUGUUUUCCUUCAAUAAUAGAACUGUUAUGGAUAAUAUUAAGUUAACUUUGCAGCAGAUUAUUUCUAGGUAUAAAGAUAUUGAACAGGAAGAAGAAAGACGUAGGACUGAGACCCCACUGUCUACUGCGGGUCUUGAUCCUUUAACUGUUCAACAACAACAGCAACAACAGCUACAUAUGCAUCUACAACAGAGUCAAACACCAUUAAUCAACACGGCCCAAUUAGAUGAUUCUUUAUCUAAGGAAAAUCUGUUACUAAAUCUGAAAUUGCAACAGUCGCUGUUGAAGAAUAAUAAAGAGUUGAUGAAAACAUUCCAAGAGACUGUAAUAUAUUCUGGUCUACCACCAGAAGAAUUUUGGUCAACACGUAUACCUUUGCUACGUGCAUUCGCAUUGUCCACAUCACAAAAAGUUGGUCCAUAUAACGUUUUAUCCACAAUUAAGCCAGUAGCAUCUUCAGAAAAUAAAGUUAAUGUGAAUUUAUCAAGACAAAAAAUUUUAAGUAUAUUCGAAACUUAUCCUAUCGUUAAGAAGGCAUAUGAUGAUAAUGUGCCUAAAAAUUUUAAAGAACAAGAAUUUUGGGCAAGAUUUUUUUCUUCAAAACUGUUUCGUAAGUUGAGAGGUGAGAAAUUGAUGGCAAAUGAUCGUGGUGAUGUCAUUAUUGAUAGAUAUUUGACUUUAGAUCAGGAAUAUGAUAGAAAAGAUGAUGAAAGACUGAGCCAUCCUGUCACCAAACUAAUUGACAUUGCAGCUAAUCGUGAAGAUGAUCCUGUAAAAUUAGGGCAUAGGCCUGAUUUUACUAUGAGACCUGGUGUAGAUGUCAAUGGUAAUAGUGAUGGUACGAUAGAUAUCUUGAAAGGUAUGAAUAGAUUGUCUGAAAAGAUGAUUAUGGCAUUGGAGAAUGAAUAUUCAAGAUCGAACGUGCAACAAGAGGAUCCGUGUCAACAAGAACGUGAAAGCAUAGAAAUAUUAGAUUUAGAGAAACCAUUUAAAGCAGAUUAUGCUUUAAUUCAUUUAAAUGAUAAAGAAAAGGAGAAAUCAAUAGAAUUAAUUAAUAAUAAUAACAAUAAUAGUGAUGAUAGUAAUGGUGCAAAUAAUGAAAGUUUAACACCAGAAAUUAUAUCAAAACAUAUAUCCAAUCUUAUUGAUGACCUGAGUUCCAAUGUAGAUUUAACUAAUGUAAUGUCUGAGAGUAGUGAAAACAACGUAAUUAAUCAACGUGUUAUUCAAGCAGUGAAAAUAAAUGCCAAACAAACCAAAUAUAAUCAUCUAGAUCCCAUGUUGGGAACUUUUAUUGGUCGUUCUGAUGAGGAUGAAGCAAAAUCAGAUCUUCCGGUAGAUUUGUUAGAGAGUUGCAGAAUAUUACAUUCAACAUGUUGUGAAUUUCUUAAACAUUUCUAUAUUCACUUCCAGAGUGGUGAGUAUAAAAGAGGUAUUCUUGUUAAUAAGCUAUACAAGCAUUUAAAAGACUGCAGUAUGAAAUUAAAAGAACUAUUUGAUGAUGUUUUGAAAGAAGAUGGUGAGGCUAUGGCACAGAUAACCACUGCAUAUUUAAAACCAAUUUUGGAUUCUGUUAUGUUUGCCAUUGCAAAAUACGAUAAAGCAUUUGCUGAUUUUAAUAAGAAUGUUCCACCACCAUUAUCUUCUUCAUAA